Alosa sapidissima (American shad) is the source of this 748-nucleotide messenger RNA. RefSeq names its product histone H2A-like. NCBI's taxonomy places the organism in Eukaryota, Metazoa, Chordata, Actinopteri, Clupeiformes, Clupeidae. Gene Ontology annotation, cellular component: nucleosome. Gene Ontology annotation, molecular function: protein heterodimerization activity; DNA binding; structural constituent of chromatin. The transcript is spliced from 2 exons. The record is from RefSeq and is a predicted model, not a curated record. The coding region runs from base 239 to 745 and encodes 168 amino acids.
AUGCCUGUUUUGCUUUGUCGCGUUUCUAAAUACUUAGAGCGCGGACCUUGGUGAAAACUGCAAAACACUCCCGUUCGAUCGCCCCCCCAUUUGCUACGGAAGUGUGUUGAUUGGCUAUGAGCAUUAUAAUCUCAGCCAUUGAGGCACUGAGUAAGCCUGAACUGACCUUGUAUAUAUAGACACCAUUUCGUCAUCUUUUUCCGCGUCAACAUUUCGUUGAAACUGUUGUAGUGAAAUCAUGAGUGGAAGAGGUAAAACCGGGGGCAAGGCAAGGGCGAAAGCGAAGACUCGCUCCUCUAGGGCUGGACUUCAGUUCCCCGUGGGCCGUGUCCACAGACUGCUGCGUAAAGGCAACUAUGCCGAGCGUGUCGGCGCUGGUGCACCGGUCUACUUGGCCGCUGUGCUCGAGUACUUGACGGCUGAGAUUCUGGAGUUGGCCGGCAACGCUGCCCGUGACAACAAGAAGACCCGUAUCAUUCCCCGCCAUCUGCAGUUGGCUGUCCGCAACGACGAGGAGUUGAACAAGCUGCUCGGCGGAGUGACCAUUGCCCAGGGUGGUGUAUUGCCUAACAUCCAGGCCGUGCUGCUGCCUAAGAAGACCGAGAAGUCAAAGCACAGAGGACCUUCCCAGAAGAGGCCUGUGGAGCCAACAGCAGAACCAUGCAGCCGGGAGAGAGCUCACUGUACCGGUUCACCGUCUUCACCACCACCUGGACGAGGAGGAGGAAGAGGAGGAGGAGGAUAAGAG